AUGAUUCUUUCAGCACUCAUAACAACACUUACAUUCACUGGAGUCCUCCAGCCUCCAGGAACUUUCAAGAGUGAUGGUUGUACACGGAACAACACAACAAUACAGUCAUCACUAAGACUAGUUUUAGAAGACAUUUUUGGAAGGAGCAGCAAUGCAGGGCAAGCAGUCAUGGCGGAUAGACCGGUUCACUUCACUCUCUACGUUGCUUUCAACGCGAUAGGGUUCUUAGUUUCGGUUGCAAUGAUCUCGCUGCUAACUAAAGGUUUCCCCCUGAGAAAUUGGAUGAGGCUUUGUAUUAUCUCACUUUUGUCUACUUAUUUGAUUGCUAUCGUCUACAUUGCACCAAAUGAGGAUGUGUUUUGUGUGGUGGUUCUAGCUGUGUCUUUGCUUGUGGUUCUUCGUGAGCUUUUUCUCUUCAUCAAAUCUUUGUGCAAAUGGAUUCGAGAUACAAAGAGUAAUUAGUCUUCUUCUUAGCUGAU
Molecule: messenger RNA, 479 nt
Organism: Eruca vesicaria subsp. sativa (arugula)
Lineage: Eukaryota; Viridiplantae; Streptophyta; Magnoliopsida; Brassicales; Brassicaceae
Source: the annotation of a GenBank genome assembly